Messenger RNA from Peniophora sp. CBMAI 1063, 1893 nucleotides. NCBI's taxonomy places the organism in Eukaryota, Fungi, Basidiomycota, Agaricomycetes, Russulales, Peniophoraceae. The record is from the annotation of a GenBank genome assembly.
AUGAGGCUUCGCGUACCCCAGCACAAGGCGCUAAAGGGAAAUCGCGGCGCUGUCACAACCUUCCUAAAGGGGACGUAUCAGGACUUCUGCGAGGCGUUCCCGAAGCGCGUGGAAGAAGAGAAGCUGCGCCUAGCCGCCGCGAGGGAGCGCGCUGGCGCCGCCGCCACCGCCAUAGCUGCACAACAUCAGGAAACGAGUCAGGAAGCUGGGAGCACGGUUGACGGAGCUGAAGUUGGCGCAACGGUAUCUGGCGCGGAUGAUGGUGCAGGGACAGGCGGUGCUGGAUCAGACGCCACAGCACCAGAGAAGGCGCCAAAAGAAGUGGUCAACGCGCGGAAGGCGCAAGGCAAGAAGUCGAAGGCCAACGGAGAUCCUAGUUUGCAAGAUCGCAUCACUACCUGGUUCAACAAUAAACGCGGUGUUCGCGACGAUGCUGCGGUUCAACCCCGGACGCGCGGUGCGAUGCCUGCACUCAAGUUACACCGAUGCCACCCGACAAAGCCACAGGUACUCAUGGGCGUGCUAGGCGACGAGUACAACAGCAAAGUGAAGGCCGACUAUCCGGAUUGGCUCAAGACCGUCGAGAAGGACAAGCAGAAGACGCUUAUCGGGUACCGCAACAUGCGUGCGGCGCAAGAUUGGCCGAAUCAGCCACCGAACAUCGUGGAGGAGGUCGAGAGAAUUUGGAAAAGGACGGAGAACGCGCCCAGCCCUCCCUUAGAGCUGCCUGUCACUGAGAGCGAGGAGCUUGACGACGCAGCGCGUCAGGAGGCAUUGAGGCUAGCGACUGCACAGUACUACGAGGAUAACAUCAACCAGCUCGAACCGACAUGCCACAAGAUACUUUCCGAUAUGUAUCGCCAGACCGGGCUCAUCGCCACGAUCUCCUUCGUUGGUCCUUGUCCGGGACUUGGCGGCCAGCUGACGUCAUUUGUAAUACACACAUCCAUUCCCGGGGAUCAACGGACGUUCCAAAGUUUGUAUCCCAAGUACUGCAAAAACGUCGUAGAACCCUUCAUCAAGUUUGGCCAAACUGUCUUUUCUCCGGAGGUUCAAACCGCACGCGCAUUGGUACCCGUGACAGAUCUGCGCAGUUCGACACUGAGUAGCAUGCCGCCGACGGCCGCGGCGUCCAAGGCGCCCUCCCCUGCACCCACCGGGAUGACAAUAAAAGCGGCCAAGCCAAAGAACGCUCGGCCAAACGCUACGCGUGACGACUCUUCCUCGGAGUCCGACGACGAUAUUGUUUACGAGGAUCGGGACGUUACUCCAGUUGAGGCCGAUGCCGGUGCUCAGCCCACUGUGCACGCGGAUCGCCCUCGCGGAACGCCCACCGAACGAGCACGCAAAGAGCGUAUCCUCGAAAACAAGAAGCUGAUGGAAGAGUUAGGGCUAAAGCAAGCAGCAGAGGCGUUAGCAAACUCCGUGAAAUCAUCGAGCACGAAACCGAAGGCGAGGCCUAAGCCCAAGCCCAAGCCGAUAGCGCCGACUUCUCCGCGACAGACCCGAUCCAGUAAGGAGAAGAUAUCAGGCGGAGCAAACACGACCGUGGCGCCAGACACGCAUACUGGAGACGCUCAGCUGCCUCUACCGCCAACAGCUAUGCCCGCAAUGUCACCGGCGACGGCGCCAACCUCUACGGCCGCCGGCGAGGACGAGGAUGCCGAACCAUCCUCUGCGUGCGCGAUGCCCGACGGUGGCGAUGGAAAUUUUGUGACAAAGGAGAUGGCGCUGCUGUUGUUGAAGAUGAUCGAGGAGAGUGAUGGUUGCUGGGAGACAUGGAAGGUUGUCGUGGACCAGUACGUUCAGCUCGAGCGUUGGGCGAACUUCCCUGAUGGAAACAUAAGUCCGAUGCAUUUUCGUAAGCAGAUAGAGGCUUACUACAUCGCCUAG